UUCCUUUCAACAACAAAAUCAGUUUCAUGCUGACCCCCGGUCCUCUUUGACCAUGGAUCUUUUGCCGGUUUAUAUCAUUUUGGGAUCACUAUUUCUGGUUGGCAUCCUGGCCAUCACGGGGAUUCUCAUCGUCUAUUACGGCAAGCAUUACUUCAAACCCGAAAGCAAUGGCGUUGUUCAAUUCCAGUCUGAAUCCUCUCCUCAAAGAUUAGGCAAUAAUUUGCCCAAACCCUCAGGGAAUUAUGCAGUCUUGGAAGAUCACUUGGAUCUUAUUGACUCGCCGAUUUUGUCCGUGGGAGGAACGGCUCAUCAAAUUUCGGCCGCAGCUUAUAUUCGAAAACACGCCCCAGCAGCCCCCAUGGGAGUGACCCUGGAAUUUCAUCCGGAUGAUAACACCAUCCUUCAAGUGGAAGGCACUCACAAUACGAUCACGAAGAUCACCCGCAUCCGAAUCACUAUUGAGGAGCGACAACGCAAGCUUAAAUACUUUUCCAUUCAUAAGGGCCAAAUGGAUAACGCUCCAAUCAGUAUCUACGUGUUCCCCUUAACGGAUAACUGCUUCGAAAUGGUCAAAAAGGACAUAAUGGCCAAGGAUCAGGAGAUCGACCAACUAACUUCCCACCCUAGAUACGUGCGAUAUCUUGGAACUUGCUUCAAUGCCGUGAAAAAGGAAGCUUAUGUUAUUACGGAUUUUGUGGCAGGAGCUACAAUUCAAGAAAUUUGGAAAUCACCCGACAUCCGGCAAGCCAUGGAACUUUCCGAGGAGGAAAAGAUACAAGCAAGCAUGGAUCUAGCAGAUGCGGUCUAUUUCUUGCACGGUCACUCGACGCCAGUUGUUCAUGGACUAAUCAGUUUGGCCAGCGUUGUCAUCGACGGGGAGACUCAUCGCGCUAAAUUGAUGGCCUCAGCAUCGCUCAGACGAAUUCAUGAAAUCCUCGAGAAGAUUCAUCCCGAAGACGAUUUCACAGAUUUGGCUCUCAACUCCAACUUUAACUUACAAGAGCGCGCCCCCGAGACCGUGAAGUCAACCAAGGAGGCAGAUAUGAAGACCGACAUUUGGGCACUUGGAUGUACCAUCAUGGAGUUCAUUUUCGACCAAUACACGUGGGACUUUCAUAACCUUAACAAACAAUUCAAUGUCAAGGACUCGGGCAUGGCCUUGGACCAGGCUGUCGCACUGAAAUUAGAACCCUCUAUUGUGAUGACGGUCAGAUCUGCCAAUCCCAAGCUUCAGUUCCUGACUCAAUGCCUUCAAUACAAUUCCGUUGAACGCCCAUCGGCCACGUUUAUUACCACCGGUCUUCAGCAAUGCAUUCUCGAAAUUCAGCGUGAUAAUCGCGUAUCAAUCGCUCAAGCUUCAAGUUUUGUUUUUCCUGGUCGACGCAUCAUCAAUUCAGCGAGAACAAGGAAAUUUGAUCCACUCAUCCGACAACAAAUUGAGUGGAACGUGAAGCAGGAUGCCGGACGAAAAAAGCGAGCCAUUUUGUUUGGCAACCGCAAUUAUUUGGGGCGGGAUUUCAAGAGUCUGUCAGUCACACCCCUGAAUGACAUCAAGGACAUGACAACGAUGCUCUCUGUGGGGGGCUUUGGCCUGAGCAACAUUUACGAAAACAUCCCUUCACGUCAACAUCUUGAGGACAUCCUGAAAGCCUUCGUUGAAGCCAUCAAUAAGGAACCCGAGGAAAUUGAACUAUUGGUACUCUAUUUCUCCGGUUUGGGAGUACAGGGUCUACCCAAGAAAUUGGCCCAGAAGCGUCGAUUGGGUGUGUUCCUGGAUCGAGUGGGGAUUUCGCACGAUUUGGCCUUGGCCACGGGCAACGAGACAUUGUUCCCGGUGGCCAAACUUCAGACCAUUCUGUGCACUUUGAACGCCAAAGUCAAGAGGAAACUCGUCAUCUUGGAUAUCAGGAUCGCUGACAAUAGCAAGGGUCGAUCCAUGAGACGACAAAUGAGUCUGGACCCGUUUGCGACACAGAAUCAUUUCGACGGAGGAACUUUCGGGAUGGAGGACCAAGUCAUUACCGAGAGUGACUUUGAUUGGGACGUUCCCAUCAUUGGCGAGGAGUCGAUCGAUAAGCUUCCCACCAUGUUCACCAUCUAUCCAAGUAUUGAUGAGUAUGGGUCCGUGGCAGUGGCUGAUAGUCACCCUCGACGAACGAAUGGGUUCCUGACGGGAUGUCUCAUCAACGUGUUGAAGGACUACGCCAGACUCUCAAUUGAAGAUUUGCCUAGGAUCUUGAAUGACGAGAUGGCGGAUGAAGGGGAUAAAUCCAAGAUUUUCCGAGGCAUUCAAUGCCAGGCCGACUUCAUCCCUGUGAGUGGCGAUAUUUGGUCUCUUCCAUUCAUUACCAAACAUUGAGGAAAAGAGGACGAAUCAUACAUAAUUAGUCAUCCGCCCGAUUACUGAAUCAAUUUCUACGCCGGUUUGAUGUGAUAACGGACCCACGGCUGUUUGAGAGCUCUUGCUUGCGAGCCCUACUCAAUUGUGCAAAUACGGCAAGAUAAGAUAAAGAACUCUCUCGCCCUGAAUCCGGCUCUCUCUCGCUUUUCUC
Messenger RNA from Tigriopus californicus, 2552 nucleotides. RefSeq lists its product as uncharacterized. The record is from RefSeq and is a predicted model, not a curated record. Lineage: Eukaryota; Metazoa; Arthropoda; Copepoda; Harpacticoida; Harpacticidae. The transcript is spliced from 14 exons. Gene Ontology annotation, biological process: protein phosphorylation. Gene Ontology annotation, cellular component: cytoplasm. The coding region runs from base 53 to 2359 and encodes 768 amino acids. Gene Ontology annotation, molecular function: protein serine/threonine kinase activity; ATP binding.